AUGUUCUUCAUCAUGUACCUCAUAACCAUCUUAGGAAAUUUGAUUAUCCUUACCUGCAUCGUGUAUGACCAGGCCCUCCACUCCCCUAUGUACUUUUUCUUGAGCAACCUUUCUUUGGUCGAUAUCUGUUUCACAUCCAGCACAAUCCCCACCCUUCUCUCAACCCUGAUCUCUGACAAUAGGUCCCUCAGCUUCCCUUCUUGUCUCAGCCAGAUGUUUUCCUUCAUCUCUUUCGGAAACUUGGAGAACAACAUCUUGGCCAUCAUGGCGUACGAUCGUUACGUGGCCAUCUGCAGCCCGCUGAGAUAUACUUUGAAGAUGAAGAACAGUUUAUGCAUUUUGUUGGUAGCCAUUUCCUGGAUAGCUGCCUGCUCUCAUUCUCUUCUUCACACCCUAAUGUUGACUACUCUUCGAUACGUUGGGCUGAAGAAGGUAUACCACUUCUUCUGUGAAAUCUCCCAAGUCUUGUCUGUUGCGGAUUCUGAUGCGUCUUUAAAUUUCUCCCUCAUCAUCACAGAGGGGGCAGUGUCUGUUGGCAUCCCCUUUUUGUGUAUCAUAACAUCCUAUGGUUAUAUCUUGAUGGCCCUCUUCCAGAUUCACUCCACUAAUGGGAGUCAGAAAGCAUUCUCCACCUGCUCUUCUCAUUUGACGACUGUUUGUCUGUUCUACGGGACAAUUAUUUCGGUUUAUUUUCGACCUUCAGUUGGAGGCUCAGGUGGCUCAGUUGGAGUAGGAGAAAGAGCGGCCACUAUAGGGUACACUUUAUUGACACCAAUGCUGAAUCCAAUUAUUUACGGCUUGAGAAAUGAAGCAAUGAAGAAAGCUAUGGGUAAAGUCUUUCAAUAG
Messenger RNA from Staurois parvus, 846 nucleotides. NCBI's taxonomy places the organism in Eukaryota, Metazoa, Chordata, Amphibia, Anura, Ranidae. The record is from the annotation of a GenBank genome assembly.